Messenger RNA from Peromyscus leucopus (white-footed mouse), 756 nucleotides. Its product is annotated as interferon alpha-3-like. The record is from RefSeq and is a predicted model, not a curated record. Bases 1 to 756 code for a protein of 251 amino acids. Gene Ontology annotation, biological process: natural killer cell activation involved in immune response; B cell differentiation; T cell activation involved in immune response. Gene Ontology annotation, molecular function: cytokine activity; type I interferon receptor binding. Gene Ontology annotation, cellular component: extracellular region. NCBI's taxonomy places the organism in Eukaryota, Metazoa, Chordata, Mammalia, Rodentia, Cricetidae. The transcript has 2 exons.
AUGUGUCCUCUGUCCAAGCGAGUCCGUGUGCACUUCGGUUCCAGGCCUCCGUGGGCCAUACCCGCAGAACGCAGGCAGGACGAGGCCGGCGAUCGAUCGGGCUCCCGUGAGGCGCUCGAUUUCGCGCGAAGCCAGGAGCCCGCUCCGGAAUCCUUACGCUCUGGCAUGGUGCCUGUGCUCCUCCUCCUCCUGGGCGUGAUGCUGGGCUGCAGCACAGCCUGCUCACUGGACAGGGGUGCAUCUUGGAGCCUGCGCCUGCAGCGCGGGGAAUCCGUCAGGUUGUUAGGGCAGCUGAAAAGCCUGCCGGGCCACCAGUGCCUGCGGGACAGAAUGGAUUUCAGAUGUCCCUGGAAGCAAGGGCGGAUCAGCCAAGGGGAGCAGAAAGAAGAAGAUGCCACCUGUUGCCACUCCGAGAUGCUCAGGCAGCUCCUCCAGCUCUUCGCGACAGAGGCCAGCAGAGAUGCCUGGGCAGAGAGGCCGCUUGGGCAACUUGUCACUAGUCUGUUGAGUGGCCUGGAAGCGCUGGAGGGGAGAGCAGCGGAGCCAAGCCCAUCCUGUGCACCUCCUUUGGCCAUGGCCAUCCGCACCUACUUUUGGGGGAUCUCCCGCUAUCUCCAGGCAAAGGGAUACAGCCCUUGCUCCUGGGAGAUCAUCAGAGCGGAAAUGCAAGUGGCCCUUAGGACAUUCCCAGUGCCUGCAGAGAGAAGCCCCAAGAAGAGAAGAAGGUCCAUGGAGGAAUCCCCGCCGCUCAGGUGA